This is a messenger RNA of Suillus subalutaceus, 1224 nucleotides long. RefSeq names its product kinase-like domain-containing protein. The coding region runs from base 1 to 1224 and encodes 407 amino acids. Gene Ontology annotation, molecular function: protein kinase activity; ATP binding. NCBI's taxonomy places the organism in Eukaryota, Fungi, Basidiomycota, Agaricomycetes, Boletales, Suillaceae. Gene Ontology annotation, biological process: protein phosphorylation. The transcript has 12 exons. The record is from RefSeq and is a predicted model, not a curated record.
AUGGGUAACAUCCCGUCAGUACUUCGAAAGCGUCGAAAAAUUGUUAUCACUAGUACAAAUGAAGCGCAGUCACUCAGAGCUGAGGCUCGUCCUUCCACUGGAGAUGCUGCUUCCUUGGGACAUGCAGGUGACGCCGUUACUACACCACAGCCGGUCACCCCUGAUACACAUGAACUUGAUGAAGCACCGUUAUUCAGAUUGGCCUUCGAUGUGGACCCAUUUGCUAUUCCGUCUACAUGCAUCAGGAGGCAAUUCAGUCAUCCCAUAUCAUCUGGUGGCAUGUCCGAUGUCUGGAAGUGCUCAAUGAUAUCCAAUCCAGCAACCUCUACUGAGGUUGCCGUAAAAUCUAUCAGGAUUUCGGACGUAGUAAGUGAUGAAAUUAACGUCCAAAAAGCGAAGAAGAGACUUCGCCGCGAAGUAGCUGUGUGGAUCAAAUUGAGCCAUGCACAUAUUCUCACUCUUCACGGCACAGUCUCUGGGUUUGGACCAUUGCCUGCUCUUGUUUCUACAUGGAUGGAUAACGGGACACUUGAUGGUUACCUGAAGUGCACGAGCCUCACCAUGGAACAGAAACUAAAGCUGUUGAAACAAGUUGUAGAUGGCUUGAGAUAUUUUCAUGAACAGGGAACAAAUAUUGUGAUCGACUGCGAUGACAAUGCAUUUUUGGCAGAUUUUGGUCUCUCGGUGGUUCUCGCAGAGAGUGACAGAUCGUACUACAAGUCGGCUUUGAAUGGUGCUGUCCGGUGGUCAGCGCCCGAAUUGUUUGACUCACCGGAACCAGAAAGCAUUCCGGAUGACAGUGACGGCGAUGGCGACUUCCCGAAAUCAAACAGUCAGAGCGAUACUCUGUUCAAGUUUCACCUGAAUCUUGCAUCGUACAGGUCUUCUUGGGUAGACUUCCCUUCUGAGCCAUAUCGGGUCGAACCCGGUGUGACCGUUAGCCACCAGCAUUUGGAUUUCAUGCGGAAAUGUUGGUCAGCCAAGCCUGAGGCUCAUCCUUCCACUGGAGAUGCUGCUUCCUUUGUGGAAUACGAACUGGCCAGUUUAUUUAUUUCACUGCAGAAAACCGCAGAUUACGUCUGGGACGCAUCUGGCACAAAUCUAGACAUUCGUACCACAUUCAUCCCACAUUUCACUCACAUCAUGGCGGCGCUAGAACUUCAUUCUAAUCCUCUCAUUAUGACCAAAUCCUGGCAACAUUCUAUGCGCUGUCCUCGAGCCUAG